UUAUACCAUUAACACCAAAGGACAACAGUGUCAAACGUCAGCUGUCAGGAGGCGGAUUAAUCACCUCUAUUUGUUUAUAUUAUUCGCAAUUCCUUCGAUCAGAUCGACAAUACACCAUCAAAUGUAUAUCGAGAAACGUGACUGUGAUGCUGACCGUCGUUCAGCAUGCCCCAGUACAGCGUGAAACAUCAGCAGUUGCUCGUCGACCUAAAGAACACAGUUGAAAGCCUCCUGGUCGCCCAAGUGGCCAAUGUUUGGUCCAUCUAUGGCGCGCUCAACCGUCUCCACAAUUGUAUGGAAAAAAUAUUUAAACACGGGGUCAAGAGUUCGGAAGAAGAUAACGAGUAUCUGAAUUUCAUACAAGGCCUGGAGUGGUUGCAACCAGAGCAUUCCAAAUCGUAUUUCUCGAUUGAUUGCGAGUACAAGCCGCACAUUCCGGCUAAUUUGAAGGAUGACAAGUGUUCAAUUUGGCUGUAUCGAAGCUUAGAGAGUCACUCCCUGUCACAGAAAUUGUCAUGGUUGUUGUCUGAUAAGACUCAUUUGCUUGCCUGUUAUCAGUCAUACGCAUUCCUUUGUCAGGAAAAAUAUGCAGAAGCCACUUUAAUAUGUUUAAGGGCUAUUGAACACAAUCAACCCAGUUUGAUAUCUGAGAUUAACCCUUGUUUAUUUGUUAUUAAGAGUACAGGUAAAGAUUACCACAAGGUACACAGGCGGUGCUCUUCAUUUCCUGACAACCACUUCAAGAAUAUACAACAGGAAAUCAGGCAGACGCGCAGCAAAUCGUUUACAGACAAACCGGAGAGCAAUGGUGCAAGCAAAGUGAGUAAAAAAAUCAACAUACAAGGCAAACUGAAGGCGUGGAGCAGUCUGCCUUCACUUCAAAUUGAUAGUGUGAAUGUCAAGGAUCUAAUUAAGGUCAGAAAUAUCAGUAAAACAACCCCCUCAACUCCAAUCCACAAUAAAAAAAUCUCGCCUAGCAUGAUAAAAGUGGACUACACAACAUUUCAACACAAACCCAGGAAGUCCACUUUGAAAAAAGGAUCCACAUGGAAGCCAAAGAUCAAGCAUGUAAUCAUCAACAACCAGGACAUUGUGGAGCACACAGCCCCACUCAGUAGUUCCCAGAGCAGCGGAACGCUGGAGCUUUCGCACAUGUCGCUGAAAGACCAACGCAGUCCGAUGCACCAGGAGUCCUCGUCCCCGAGGAUGCUGAUGAACUACAGCUUCCUGGCGUUGCCCGGCGAAAAGGAUUACAGAAGGAAGCCGAAGAAGUCGUUCAUUGAAGACGGGGGGAUGAGCGUGCUUCCCAUGGCCACGGGCUACUUUCCGAAGCCCACAAAGGGUCAAUCAUUGCUCUCGUUUUUAAGUUCUAGUCAAUUUGCAAGGGCCAACGCGGAGUUGGACAGGGAGAAUGCACAUUUUAAAAUUUCCGAAGCCAUCAUCUCGGCGAUGGAGCAGAUCAAAUGCAAGAAGGAUUUGAAACAAGCGGAGGAACAGUUGGACGACAGCGAUCCGGAGAUCGUCGAUCUGAAACAGAGGAUCAGGCUGAGGAGGAGGCAGAAGAUGGUGGAGCACAGGAUGUUUCCUGGAAGUCUUCUGAGCGAUGAGAGGACUGACACUGCGACAAGCGUGAGCCCGAACUCGACGACGACCGACUCUCUUUCGGACUACUUAAGUUCCGACGACGUUGAAGACUACGAAAUCGGCCAAGCAUCAAACCUGGUAGAGAACGCUGGCCUGUCAAUGUCGAUGGCAUCCCUCUAUUCGGAAGCCGACUUGAUGAAACGACCUCGAGGGGCCCCGGACGGUGCCUCCGAUGUGUUGUCCGCCGAGGGCGUCGCCCUGUCCCUGAUCAGUAAGUUCAGCGAAAGGCAACUCCCGAGGGCUUCCGAGUUGGACUGGUUGGUGUCCGAAGAGGACGCCCCCCAGGCCCUGUUGCCCAUGCCCAAGAGUUGGCCGGUGAGUCCGGACGAUUCGGACGACACGACCCUGCUGCGUGGGACGCAGGAGUGGGCGCCGCCCCGGCCGCAGAUCAUCUUCACCAUCCAUCCGCCUUCUUCGAGGAAAGUCCUGAUGGAGAAGCAGAACUACAGAUGCGCCGGUUGCAGCAUGAGGGUGGCGCCCCAGUACGCCUCCAGGUUCCGGUACUGCGACUAUCUGGGACGGUACUUCUGUACCGGCUGUCACACGAAUCAAUUAGCUUUAAUUCCCGGUCGGAUACUGCAAAAGUGGGACUUCAACAGGUAUUCGGUUUCGAAUUUUUCGUACAGGCUCCUGGAACAGAUGUAUGCGGAUCCGCUGUUCAGGGUUUUCGAAUUGAAUAAAAACAUAGCGAAGAUGUCCAAGAAUCUGCAGUUUUGUCGGAAGUACCGCAUGGGUUUAUUUUAUCUUAAGGAUUUUAUAUUCGCUUGCAAGUAUGCGGAGACAAUACAAGAGAGACUGGAAGAAUCGAAGCAGUACGUGCUGAACGACCCAGAAGUAUAUUCCAUAGAAGAUUUAGUUAAUGUUAGAAGUGGCGAAAUGAAGGCCCAACUUAAGUUAUUAGUAGAAUUGUGUUGUAGACAUACUUCAGAGUGUAAAUUGUGUUUAGGCAGAGGUUUUAUAUGUGAAAUUUGCAAUUCAGAAGAAAUAAUUUUUCCAUGGCAAAUGCGAAUAGUACGACGAUGUGAUAAAUGCGGAGCAUGUUACCAUUCGAAAUGUUGGAAGGAAGGUGACUGUUUAAAAUGUAGGAGAAUUAACAGACGAAAACAAAGUUUACAAGAAUUAGAUUAAGGAAACUAAUGAGAUUAUAUACAAUUUUUAUUUAAAACGAGUAUUUUUAUAGAUAUUUUAUAUAUAAAACAUGUUAAACCAGUAUUUAUUUUUUUUUCAAAAAUAAAAUAUUUUAUAGCAACCAA
Molecule: messenger RNA, 2897 nt
Organism: Aethina tumida (small hive beetle)
Lineage: Eukaryota; Metazoa; Arthropoda; Insecta; Coleoptera; Nitidulidae
Gene: Rubicon
Product: run domain Beclin-1-interacting and cysteine-rich domain-containing protein
Exons: 7
Coding region: 166-2772 (868 amino acids)
Cellular component (GO): intracellular membrane-bounded organelle
Molecular function (GO): phosphatidylinositol phosphate binding
Source: RefSeq, a predicted model, not a curated record